Colias croceus (clouded yellow) is the source of this 3544-nucleotide messenger RNA. RefSeq lists its product as uncharacterized. Gene Ontology annotation, molecular function: transmembrane transporter activity. Gene Ontology annotation, biological process: monoatomic anion transport; transmembrane transport. NCBI's taxonomy places the organism in Eukaryota, Metazoa, Arthropoda, Insecta, Lepidoptera, Pieridae. The record is from RefSeq and is a predicted model, not a curated record. The transcript is spliced from 20 exons. Gene Ontology annotation, cellular component: plasma membrane. The coding region runs from base 77 to 3229 and encodes 1050 amino acids.
UUGAAAUAUAAUAAAUAUCAGUGAAAUUUAAAUAUUUCUUAUUUGGAUUUUAUGGCUCAUCGUCUAAUAAGUGAAAAUGGUUGAAAAGGAAUAUACAAAAAUUCCUACUAAGGAAUUCGAAAGUGGUUUCGAAAAGAAACCAGACCCGCCUAAAUAUGGAUUCGGAGUAAGACACGUGCAAGCAUUAAUCAUUUUCACAGCAUAUGCCAUCGGUUACAUAGCAAGAAGCCACCUUGGUGUCACUAUAGUAGCCAUGACGAAUGAUGCCGAUUCUUCUACAAAAUUAGCACUUAAAUCUACACUAAAUAACACUGAUAUUACUGAAUUAAUAAAUAGUACAAUAGUAAAUGAAAUAGAUGCAGCCAACGAUAGUGUAACUAAUGUUAGCGUUAGUGAUGACAGCAUUUGGAAUAUUUAUCAGCAAUACCACUGGUCGAAGCCAACCCAGGAAAUGGUCCUCAGCUCGUUUUUCGUUGGAUACGCCAUCAUGACGUUCCUCAGUGGUCCCAUCUGCCAGCGAUGGGGUGGGAAGAUCCAACUCCAAAUUGCCAUGCUCGUUAAUGGGAUUGUGUCUAUUCUGUCACCGUGGGUCGUGGCGUGGGGUGGUUGGAAGGCUCUCUGCUUCUGUCGUAUAUUGCAAGGAUUAUCUCAAGGGGGAUUGCUUCCGAGCUUACAUACAAUAUUGGCAAAUUGGGUGCCUCUGAGUGAACGAGGAACGCUCAGUAGCUACGUCUUUACAGGUUCAGGCUUCGGUACAGUUGUAGGUUUCCAAUUCAGUGGUGUCCUUGCCACCAGCAGUCUGGGCUGGCCAUCGCCGUUCUGGGGGGUUGGCAUCUUUUGCCUGGUUGGUUUUGUCCUGGUCACCGUAUUUGGUGCUGCCACACCAGAUGAUCAUAAGACGAUAUCACAGGCUGAAAAAGAUUAUAUUAUUGGAGCUUCUGGGGAAGGAACACAUACGCAACCAAGAGUGCCAUGGAAAGCGAUCAUGACAUCAAAACACACAUGGGCAACGUUUAUCACGCACAUAAGUAGCGCUUCUACGUAUGUGUUCUUCUUUAUACAAGUACCCACAUAUUUGUAUGCGAUAUUGAAAGUGAAUAUUAAAAAUAGUGGUCUAUUCUCAUCUCUACCGUAUGUGUUCGCAUUUUUCUCUUGUAUCUUCUUUGGAUUUUUGAGUGACUUUUUAAUAAAUAGAAAUUUAAUAAGCAUGAGGAAUGCGAGACGAUUUUCAAAUAGUAUUGGUUCAGUGGUCCCAGCUAUAUGCCUAGGUCUAGUAUCAUAUACAACCAAUGUAACAGUUGCUGUUAUAUGCUUUGUGACCGCCGUGGGAAGCCAUGCUGCUGUACAUAGCGGUUGGGUGGUAAAUUACAUAGACCUGUCACCAAACUACAGUGGUGUUCUGAUGGCGAUAGGAAACGGGAUGGGCAACGGAUUCGUGUUGGUGCUAUCUACUUUUAUCUCCUUUAUAGUGAAAGAUGUGACAGACGCAGUUCAAUGGAGGAUGAUGAUGUUUAUCAUGGCCGGUUUCAACUUGCUUGGCAAUACGAUAUUUUUCUUAUUUUCAUCAACUGACGUACAGCCAUGGAAUGAUGACCAUAAUAAAGUUUCAAAUAAACCUAAAAUGCAAACUGCAAAAGAGGAACCGAAAUCAGUGCAAGAGAAAGGUGAAUUUAUAGUUGAGGACUCUAAAUUUAAAGUUUCAGAUUGGGGAUACAGGCAUAAGCAAUGCAUUCUACUUUUCUUGGCUUUAACAACUGCUUACAGCAUGAGGGCAUGUAUGGGCAUGGCUCUUGUGGUUAUGACAGACAUAGAACCUCCUAAUAUAUCUAAUUCUUCAGCUUCAAAACGAAGUAUUAAUGACAGUGUUGGUGCAAUAUUAAAUAUAAGUGACAUAGAUUCUACAAUUAAUGACACAAAUGUUGAAAAUGGUAAAGGAAAUGGCUUUUUGCAUAGUCUACUACUAAUACCACCAUACCCAACCUUCCAAUGGAACAAGAAGAUCCAGGACACCGUACAGUCCUCGUUCUUCUGGGGUUACAUGCUCACUCAGAUACCUGCUGGCACACUUGCUCAUCAUUUUGGCGCCAAAUAUUUGUUGACUGCAGCUUUAUUGAUAAAUGGUGUUAUAUCGUUUUGUUUGCCGUGGGCAGCGCUUUAUGGAGGAUGGGUCUUAACAGGAAUUUUUAGAUUUGUGCAAGGACUUAGCCAAGCCUGCAUAAUACCAGGAAUGCAUACAAUGUUCGGUAAAUGGGCGCCUCUUGAAGAGAGAGGAAGAAUGGCUGCUUUUGCUUAUGGCGGUCAAGCGCUGGGAGCAGUAUUAGGAUUCCCUGUUACCGGUUUUAUUUCAUCCACUUUUCUCGGUUGGCCUGGUAUUUUCCGUUUUUAUGGAUUGCUUGUGGGUUUGGUUGGAGGUUUGCUUUGGUGGCUCGGAGCUGAUAGUCCAGCUAAACAUAAAUAUAUAUCUGCUGCAGAGAGGCAUUAUAUAGAAACGUCUUUGGGCCAAGUUGGAGAUGCGGGAAAGAAAAAGCAAGCGGUUCCAUGGUCGAAGAUUCUACGCUGUCGUGGUCUUUAUGCGAUUAUGCUAGCCCAUAUUGGUCAGACUUGGUGUCAGUUAACACUUUUUACAGAAGUUCCGGCUUACAUGGACAAAGUUAUGGGAGUCAAUAUAAAAGCGAAUGGAUUACUCUCUGCUUUACCAUUCCUACUUAUGUGGUUCACCAACUUUUUCUUUAGCUGGUUGUCUGAUAUGCUUAUCGUCAAAAAAGUUUUUAGCGUUACUGUUGCCAGGAAAGUCGCUAAUUGUACAGGAGCAAUACCAGCGUCAAUAUGUUUUGUGUUAUUAGCGCAUUCUUCAAAGGACAUUUAUGCUGUAGAGGCGUUAUUGUGUAUCAUCUGCUCAUUCAAAAUUGCUUGCACAGUUGGAUUUCAAGUGAAUCAUAUUGAUAUAUCUCCCAACUUUUCGGGAACGAUGAUGGGCAUGACAAAUUUUGUUGCAAAUUUAUUUGGUUCAGUUGCACCGUUGGUAGCUGGCUUCAUCUUGACAGAUGUGACUGACGAAUAUUUAUGGAGAAAAGUAUUCUACCUGGCAGCGAUUAUUUAUUUUUCAACAAAUGCUGCUUACGUCAUCAUGGGCACUGGAGAACUCGCAGAAUGGAAUGAACCUGAGGAAGAAAAAGAUCUACCAGAAAUGGAAAGAAUGAUGAAGGAAAAGGAAUUAGAUAAGGAAUAGGUAGGAGUGUGCCUUAGGUACAUAGAACCGAAAGGGUAGAAGAGAUUCGAUUGCUUUGUUGGAUUUUGGGUAGACAACUUUUGCCACGGUUCUGCGAAACACAAAUUUGAAUCCGGCCUCGUGAUUGUUUUUUUUCUAUUCCUUAAUAAUUUCUGAAAUAGAUUGUUCUGUAUGAAAUAAAAUAUUUAUUGUUAGUAGUAGAUGUAUGUUUGUCUGUAAUGAUGUAAGAAUUAUAGAAACUUAGUUCUUGCUGUGAUAGUAGUGUUAGUACUAGAUUUUUAAUAAUACAAAUGUUCCUUAGAUUGCUCUGAAUAA